UCUGACCCUUGCACGGCACCAUCGCUCAAGCACUCACUUCACCAAUCAGAAGACGCGAACGCCUCCAGCCCAUCAAGUCGCCCCCAGGGGAAGGCACACGGACCCUUCCUUUUUCUUUGCUUCUCAGAGCGGUCCAUUGGUCCAGGCGCUGUUGCUUUUUCUUUUGUGCCCGCUCCAUUGCCCGCCGUGCCUCUGCCUCUCUUCUUUUUACCUGGUUCCGAAAACCUGCUGAGGUUGCUUGUCCUUUAUGAUCUUGAUUCAGCUACCCAAAAUCUUAAAGAUCACCUCAAUACACGUUGAAAAUCUCGUCGUCCGACAAAACAAACCGCCCGGCCACGCGCAGCGCAAAGCAGCUUGAGCCAACCGCUAACACCAUAGCACCAGCCAGUAGCAACCCCAGGCCCCCAUUGCCGAUCCCCACUCCAGGGGCGCUCCCAUUAAUUCGCCGGGCACAACAGCAACUGUUUUCUCCAGCAGUGCUACAUCUUUCAAUCCAGUCCACCUCCUGGGAUCCCCUUUCCAGCGCAAACCGCGAAUAUCCCACGACGGUCUGCUCGACUCCGUAGCCCGAGAAAGCAGCGCCCCGUAAUUUCGACCCAUUCUCUUGAGAGCUUCCGCCCCGGCAUCUUUUUGAAAGCUCAAUCCCCGACGCCCGUACCGCGUGAUCCAGACCUCCUGUUAUCGGUGUCGCUCCAUCUUCUCUCCAGCACCCUCAGUCCACAGCAAUGGCUUCCAAGUUUACUCGAGAGUACAAGCUCGUUGUGGUCGGCGGCGGCGGUGUCGGCAAGUCCUGCCUCACAAUCCAGCUUAUCCAAUCGCACUUCGUCGACGAAUAUGAUCCAACUAUUGAGGAUUCGUAUCGCAAGCAGUGCAUCGUUGAUGAUGAAGUCGCGCUGCUCGAUGUCCUUGAUACCGCUGGCCAGGAGGAGUACUCUGCGAUGAGAGAGCAGUACAUGCGUACCGGCGAAGGGUUCCUGCUCGUGUAUUCCAUCACAUCCCGCGAAAGCUUCGAAGAGAUAAGAACCUUCCAGCAGCAGAUCCUUCGUGUAAAGGACAAGGACAUCUUUCCCAUGGUUGUGGUAGGAAACAAGGUCGAUUUGGCUAGUGAGCGCAAGGUGCCGCAAGAGGAGGGCGAGGCUCUUGCUCGCGAGUUCCGUUGCAAGUUCCUCGAGACUUCAGCAAAGACCAACACAAACGUCGAGCAAGCUUUCUACGAGGUUGUUCGCGCCAUCAGACGGUACAACCGUGAGAUGCAAGGAGGCACAGCUUCGGGCAGCGGCCUCUCCCACAACAGUCAAGGCAUGGGCAAGAUUGAUGUCGGUGAGGAUGACGCCCAGGCGGGCUGCUGCGCCAAGUGCAUCCUCAUGUGAAUGGGACGCCGCAGAAGACGGACACACUGCCGGUCUCUGGGGAGACCUUAUAUAACGGCUAAUAAUGCAUCGGGGAAUGGAGUUGGUGGGGCUUAAGGCAGAUGCCAUGGCCUUUCGGGACGGAAUCUACACAUUGGUGGACGGGUAUCCAAGUCAUAAUGACUUUGAUGAUGCCCAUUUUCGGCCAUCCAGAGAUGACAUGCUUGAUGUUGCUGAUGUUGAAGGGGUGGGCGCAAAAUCUCUUUUCGAACCCACAUUGCGGUCUUCUUGUUGUUUUUGUUUUGGGAGUUAUUUGAACUAAACCUGGCGAUCCUAUUUGGGUUUUUAUGCUCUCAGACACUUUUGUAAUUCUUUCUUCUAUCUUUCUUACAUCUCAUUUUUCAUGCCAGCGGCGGUCAGUGGUCAAAAUGGGUUAUCUGUUUACCUUAGCGUGCAGGUAGUUUAUGGUGAGAGAAUGCGAUGAUGUUGUGUUGUUGCCACCGGA
Molecule: messenger RNA, 1854 nt
Organism: Podospora pseudopauciseta
Lineage: Eukaryota; Fungi; Ascomycota; Sordariomycetes; Sordariales; Podosporaceae
Gene: ras1
Product: RAS1 protein
Exons: 4
Coding region: 726-1370 (214 amino acids)
Biological process (GO): Ras protein signal transduction
Cellular component (GO): plasma membrane
Molecular function (GO): GDP binding; GTPase activity; GTP binding
Source: RefSeq, a predicted model, not a curated record